GGCACCCCCUGUACGCUACGCCUACGCGCGGCCGACUAUGUGCACGCCAGCGGCGGGUGGCCGCGGGCGCGUGCGCUUGAACGUCGGCGGACGGGUGUUCCAGACCACGGCCGCCACGCUCGCCGCCGCGGGGCGGGACACCAUGCUCGGCGCCAUGCUGGACGCCUCCUGGAACGCCGCGGCCGCGGGCGACGAGGCCGACUACUUCAUCGACCGCGACCCGGCCUGCUUCGCGGUGCUGCUCGACCUGCUCCGCACGGGCGGCCUCCACGUGCCGCCCCACAUCCCCGACGCCGUGCUCUGCCGCGAGGCGCUCUAUUACGGCCUCCUCGACCGCGUCCGCGCCGCGCGCUGGGACGACUUCGACGGCGACCGCCUCCGCCUGGCCGCGUCCGUGCCGGGCCGGGCCGUGGGGGACGGCACGGCCGUCCGCGCGGCGCCCGACGGAGGCUGCUGCGUCGCGCACGGCGGCGCCGUGCGCGUCUACAACUGGAUGCUCGAGGAGCGUCGGCCGGUCUACCUCGACCACGCGCCGGUCAACGACGCGGCCUACCUCGACGCCUCCACGCUCCUCGUCGCCGCGCGCGAGCGCCCCGGCAGGCGGGACAGCGGCGUGGCCGCUUUCUCGGUGCUCACCGGCGAGAUGCGCCACCGCUUCCGCGUCGCGCACGAUCGUCAGGUCAGGUCCUUCACCCCCGGCGCACUGGCCUUCGACCAGGAGUGCAGCAUCUUUGCGAGCUGCAAGGGCCGGCUCAAAGAGUAUGGCAUUGGUGUAUGGGACGGCACCACCGGCGAGCAGACGGGUUUCUUCUACGAGCCGCCCGGCUGCGCCCUCGGGGACGCCGAUAAGCUCCAGUGGCUGGACGGCACCAAAACGCUCAUGGCGGCCACCAUGUUUCCGCGGGCGGAUUCUUCUUUCAUCAGCCUGCUGGAUUUCCGGGACAAGAACGUCGUCUGGUCGUGGUGCGACGUCGGCACGCCGGCGUCGCUCGAGGACAAGCACGCGGUCCACGCCAUCGCAAUGGAGGACGGGAGGUCGAUCUGCGUCAUCAACCAGUACGAUGACCUCGGGUUCCUCGACAUCCGGAGCAGCGCCGGCGGUGUGCGCUGGAGAUCACGGAGCAAGCUGAUGAGCAGGAAGAAGGUGCACGCCGAGGAGACGUGCUAUCCCAAGCUCGCCACGCACGCCGGCCAGCUCUUCGCGUCGACGAACGACGCCAUCUCGGUAUUCACUGGCCCCGACCAUGCACUGACCUCAACGCUGCGCGGGAGCGACGGCGGCGCCAUCUGCGACUUCUCCAUUGGGGGCGACCGUCUUUUCGCCUUGCAUAACGAGGAGAAUGUGUUCGAUGUCUGGGGGACGCCGCCACCGCCGAUCAUCUGACACUUGUGCGAGGAUUAGUCACAACUUUUCUUUUAUCAAGAGAAGAGGGGAACAUGUAGUGAUAGAGGUUUUGACGGAGAAACAUGCUGUAGCAUUCUCAUCAUUUUGACAUGACCAGAGAAGAUUCAACUGUCACUAAGAAUAUAAUUGGUUUGGUGCCAAAAAUUGGCAUGCCAAUGCUUGCGUUGUGCCAAAUAUUGGCUAUAACUUAAUUGGUUACC
Molecule: messenger RNA, 1605 nt
Organism: Triticum dicoccoides
Lineage: Eukaryota; Viridiplantae; Streptophyta; Magnoliopsida; Poales; Poaceae
Product: BTB/POZ domain-containing protein At2g24240-like
Exons: 1
Coding region: 38-1384 (448 amino acids)
Biological process (GO): protein homooligomerization
Molecular function (GO): protein binding
Source: RefSeq, a predicted model, not a curated record